UAAAAUAUGAAACGAACAAAGGAAACCAUUUUUAGAGAGCAUCCCGAUUGGCAACAAAGACAAGGUAUUAGUGGUCUGAAAGAAUUUGAUGGAGAAGAUUUAUGUAAUUUAUACUAGUUAUCCUAAAGAAUUUGAUUCCCGUAAUAAGUUUAACAAGGAUCAAUAAAAAUAAUGGAUAUUCGAGUAAAUUGAAGAGAAGAGAAGAAGAUAAGAAUAAGAAAAGGCGGAGGAAAUGGCAUAUGCUUAAUAAACCCUAGAAAUCAAUAGAUUCAGAGGAAUGCUCUAAGAUAACUUUGCAUCUAGGAAGACUGAUAUGGGUGUUGCCACCAAACAAACAAAUCUCUAAUUAGUAAUCAUUCUUUCAAUUAUUAUUAGGCUAAGGAGAAAAAAGAUAAAGAAGAAAGAGAAAAAUAAGAAAAAUUGGCCGCUGAACGCGCCGAAAGAGAUUUAUUACUUGAGCGUGGUCGUAAGUAACCAUAUCAGGGAUGA
This is a messenger RNA of Paramecium octaurelia, 489 nucleotides long. Lineage: Eukaryota; Ciliophora; Oligohymenophorea; Peniculida; Parameciidae. The record is from the annotation of a GenBank genome assembly.